GAGAAUAAUGUUUUAUUGGUGUGUAGAGUUGAUCAGUAAAUGGCUGUUGUCAUGGAUCUGUUUUAUACUUGUAAAACUUCGGAUUACUAUAGCACAAUGUGAUAUUAUACCGCAGUUACACAGUAAGGAAUCGUCACUUACAAAGCAUUUAAUCCGCCGGAGAGGACUUCUUAAUCGAGCUUUCAGACCACCCUAUAUACUAAGAAACGGAUUUGUCCAAACCUUUGCAGGACUACUUUGUUGGCCGAUGGAGAAUUUUCAAUUUGAGCGGGAAUAUCUUCAAACAGCCGACAAAUUUAUUGUUGCACUGGAUUGGUUCAAACAGUCGACAACAAAGUUAAAACGAAACAGUCCAAUUGUAUUGAUAUUUCCGCGGUUGACCGGAGAUGCUAUCAGUACCGGACCGCUGUGUAAACUUGUCGCCUCCAGAGGAAUGAGGGCUGUUGAAUUUAACAGAAGAGGACAUGGAGUAAGUUUUCUGUUGUCAGCUAAACUAACCAGCAUUGGUGACACAAAUGAUACAAGAAAAGUCAUAGAGUAUAUAUUUAACAAAUAUCCGUACGUACAGAUCAUAGGAAUUGGAAUAGGUGCCGGAUCAGCGACAUUGUUCUCUUAUCUUGGUGAAUUUGGUUCUUCCUCAUUAAUGAAGGCAGCCGUGAAUAUAUCUCCAUCAUAUGAUAAUACAGAAAAAUUGUGUGAACAGAUACCGAAACUCUACGAACUGUAUCUAUUAAUGGACCUUAAAGUAAUGUUAAUUAAACAUUGGAAAGUUGUAAAAAAAUUAAUUGACGUAAGAAGUGUAUUGUUAAAAGCUUGGUCCUUAAAAGAUUUUGAUUAUCAAGUUUAUUGUAAAAUGUACGGUAUAGAAACAUUCGAGGCCUUCUGGCAAAGGAAUGAUCCAAUGAGAGAUGUUGAUGACAUAGCUGUACCUGUUUUAUGCAUUAACAGUUUAGAUGACCCUGUGUCAGUUAAAGAAAACAUUCCUUUUGAUUUAUUUCAGUUUUAUCCGAAUUUAUUAUUAGUAACUGUAGAAAAAGGGGGUCACUGUGCAUUUUAUGAAAAUAUGCGCGAAGAUUCAUGGGUGAACACAAUUGCCCUGAAUUAUAUAGAGUAUGUUUUAGAGUUUAUUUCAAACUCCAAAUUUUGGCAUCGCUAAUUGUGGCUCAUAGUUCCACAUUAAUUUUGACAAGUCAAAUCUCAAUGUUUGUCUUAACAGUGUGUGUGAACAAUUUCUUAUACAUGUACUUCUAGAGCUUAAGAUGUAUUUUGAAAUAAAAUGUUCAGCAUGAUAUACAACUUUGUUUCUAGUAUCUACGGUGACUGAUUUGGUACACUUCGCGCGUUGCGUUGUCGAUAGCGACAACUCAACCUAUAUCGUUAUCGCCUUUUCGUCUUGUCUUGUCUCUAGCGAAGCACGCUAAAUGAUGCGUUUGUCGUGCGGCGUAUUGUCGCGAUGUCGCCCUGUCGCUUGGCCCUAUUGCAAAUCUUUCGAUUUGAGCCGAGCGACAAUGUGACAUCGCGACAACACGCCGCACGACAACACGCCGUUUGGCGUUCAUCGUAAGCGACAGGACGACUAGAGGAAAGUCCGGAAAGCGCCAAUUGUUGCUUAGUCGUGCUGACGCUUACGACAACACGACGCAUUAAAGCGUUCCAAAUCAGUCACCAUAAGUAUCUGCAUUUGCGAUAAGAAUAAUUAAUUGGUACAAUGCAUGAUAAAAUAGUUACUUGAGCCGGUUUUAGAAAUAAAAAAAAUCUUUUUUGUUAUUCGUUAUAAGUAUGUAAAAUGCAUGUGCUUUUUAAUUUUUGAUAAUAAAAUAGAACUGACAUUAACUCUUUCUAAGUAUGUUUGUUAACAUAAUUUUUUCUCCAUUAAUUGUAUGAUUCCUAUCUUGGAUAUUAAAAACAUGUGUAAAACGCAGAUGACCAAUAACUGUCUAAUGACAAUAAAUAUCUAUUCAGAAGCCCAGCAUUAAGGUUGGGUGAUCACAUGACAUUUGUUUACAUUGGGUGACCGAUAAUAUUUAGUGUUUGCUAAUUUUCGUUUAAUCUUUCAAUUUUUUUUAAUAAUAAACAUAUACAUGUACCAUGUUCCAUGUAAAUAUUUGCAGAUUUAAAUUGUAUAUAACUACAUUUUAUUUUUCCUAUUAUGCUCUAUGUGACAAUAUUUUAAUGAAAAUUUGUGUAACGAUUUCUGGAAGCAUAUCGGGUAAAGUACAAUAGCUACACUGUAAAAAUAUGUACCAUUGGAAUCGGAAAAUAUUUGCCUGGAUUAUUGUGUAUGUUUAUUAUUCAAAUAUUGAAAGUUAUAUCGAAAAAAUAGCAAAA
Messenger RNA from Ruditapes philippinarum (Manila clam), 2328 nucleotides. RefSeq names its product protein ABHD15-like. The transcript has a single exon. Gene Ontology annotation, molecular function: short-chain carboxylesterase activity; monoacylglycerol lipase activity. The coding region runs from base 8 to 1156 and encodes 382 amino acids. NCBI's taxonomy places the organism in Eukaryota, Metazoa, Mollusca, Bivalvia, Venerida, Veneridae. The record is from RefSeq and is a predicted model, not a curated record.